ACUAUUAUUAAUAAUUUAAAAUAUAUUAAAAAAAAAACUAAAUACUAAACUUGUUUAAAUCUCCAAAUUUGAAAAGCCACAAAUAAAUUUUCACAUAUGGAGUAUGCUAAUAUUUUUCCCUUGAAAUGAAAACAAGAGAGACGAGAAAGGUAGCGAGAGAAGAAUUAAAUGGGAAGAAGGGUUAUAAGGAGAGUAUAUAUAAUAGGAAAUGGGGCAGCUGGUGCAGAAAAUCAGUGCUUUGGUUUGGUUCGAGCUUUGGGAUUAUCCCAUCUACAAACGCUCUAUCGAGUUAUUAGGCCAAAAGGAGGUAUUAACAUGCGACUUCAAUGGUUGCCUGUUUCUCUCCACAAAAGGUUAGAAAAUGUGAGAAAGUUGAUUUAUGGAGAUACACUUCCAACUCAAAUUGUAGUCAGAGGACAGAAAUUGAUGCCUCUUCCUGCUGAAGUACAAGAUAUCCUAGAAGCUAAUGCAAAACAUAUUGCAACACUAUCCUGUGAAGCAUUUGCCAAGGAUGGUCCAUCAUUAGUAGUUGCAUCAGGUCGUGAUACUAUCUCCAUUUCAAGCUCAAUAAAACAGUUAGCUCCAGAAUAUGUAUUCACUGUGCAGAUUCAACAUCCCAGGUCACGUCUAGAUAGGUUUGACCUAGUGAUCACACCUCGUCAUGAUUAUUAUCCCUUGACAUCUGAGGGACAAAAAAAAAUUCCUUGGCUUCUUCGAAGGUGGAUAACACCUCGCACAUCUCCCGAGAGACACGUGGUACUGACUGUCGGAGCCCUUCAUCAAGCUGAUUCUAAUGCGCUGAAGGAUGCAGCUUACACUUGGCAUGAUGAGUUAGCAACUUUACCAAGACCAUUGCUUGUGGUUAAUGUUGGAGGGCCUACAGGUCAUUGUAGAUACGGGACAGACCUAGCACUGGAGCUAACAGCAUUGCUGCUGAAUAUUGUUCCAACAUGUGGGAGCAUCAGAGUAUCUUUCUCUCGUAGGACUCCUUGUAAGGUCUCGGACAUCAUACGGGAAGAACUUGGAAAUCAUCCUAAAGUUCGCAUAUGGAAUGGUGAAGGUCCGAAUCCACAUAUGGGACAUUUGGCUCUUGCAGAUGCUUUUGUUGUCACUGCUGACUCAGUUAGUAUGUUAAGUGAGGCUUGCAGUACUGGGAAACCUGUUUAUGUAAUUGGUGCUGAGCGCUGUACGUGGAAAUUCAGAGACUUCCAUCGAUCCUUGAAAAAUCGAGGAGUGGUUCGGCCAUUCACUGGAAAAGAAGAUAUAUCUGAAAGUUGGAGCUAUAGUCCCCUGAAUGAUACUAAGGAGGCUGCUGCCCAGGUGAUUAAAGCACUAGCCGAACGUGGAUGGAGUUUGCCAUCAUAGUUUCUUCUUAACUAUAGAUUGUUUAUCUUGAUUCAGGCAUAUUUACCAGCUUUAGCACCUGUAUUACUGUUACAGAAAAUGGAGUAGAGGGAAUUUGUUGAUUUUCUACCAUCAGAAGUAUCUAUUCUUCUCA
Messenger RNA from Capsicum annuum, 1498 nucleotides. Its product is annotated as mitochondrial fission protein ELM1-like. The transcript is spliced from 11 exons. Bases 169 to 1365 code for a protein of 398 amino acids. NCBI's taxonomy places the organism in Eukaryota, Viridiplantae, Streptophyta, Magnoliopsida, Solanales, Solanaceae. Gene Ontology annotation, cellular component: mitochondrial outer membrane. The record is from RefSeq and is a predicted model, not a curated record. Gene Ontology annotation, biological process: mitochondrial fission.